CUGCUUACUUUGUACUUUGUAGAGAUCGCUUGCGUUCUACUCACCUGCCAAAAUGAUGGAAGAAGUGUCUAUUGCUGUGGCCUAUGAUGCCCAUAUGAUUGACCAGAUGUCAGAGGAGGAGAUCCUGGCUAGUCUAGUAGUGGAGACUCUACCAAAGCAAGUGGUUUCCUCUAAAAAGCCAAAAUUAAGACAUAACCAAGUGCAGCCAGAAGACCCACUCGACAGGUACGAGAGAGAAAACCGUACACUUCAGGAGACCAGUUUGCGCCUGGAGCAGGAGAAUGAUGACCUUGCACAAAAACUGGUCACCAGCAAGAUUGCACUGAGGAAUGCUCUAGAUCAGACCGAGGACCAGGUGGAUGAAUUAACCAAAGAGCUUUUGAAAACCAAACAGCUUCUGAUGAUUACAGAGGAGGAGAAAAAGGGAAAGGAGGAGGAGGCUUCACAGCUUAAAGAGAUGUUUAGGAAAGAGCUGGACAAAGCAGAAGCAGACAUUAAGAGAUCAAACAACAUCAUCGCCGACUACAAGCAGAUUUGCUCUCAACUGAACACUAAGCUUGAAAACCAGAAAGCUCACGCAGACAAAGAGCUGGCAGUUAUCAAGAGCAAGAUGCUGGAGUGUGAGCAGUGCAGACACAUCUUUAGUAUGGAUGGAUCAAUUCAGCUGUGCUCUGAAAAUGAAGAUACCAGUGCUCAGGAUGAAGUGAAAGCCUCUCUCAGAGAACAGGUCCAAGAGUUAGAGAGAGAGCUGGCCCAGACCAAGCUACAAAUGGUGGAGUCUAAAUGCAAGAUACAGGAGUUGGAACACCAAAACGCAGUUCUGACGACUGAACUUCAGGCUGCUAAAAACACAUGGCUCAGAAAAACUCUGGGCUCUUUCAGGACAGCUGCCAGCGGCCAUCAGAACUCAUCUCAAACAGAUCCUGCCUGGAGCCCCGCUCAUAACCCCCACUCCAGCUGGGUCACCAGAAGGCUCUCCUGGGCCCAUUGAGAAGGGAGAGCAGCCAAAGUAUGAAAAGGUUAAGCAUACUGGUGGAGAAGAAAUGUAUUUAAUAAGAGCACUCCUGAAAUGAGUCUCACAAAUGACAAGAAUGCUAUUCCCUCAAACAAGCGGACAUUAUAGAUCCGUAUGGUUGCAAACACUGGGAAUGAGAGGAUUCUCAAAGAAUGGGUGACAGGAAGCAAUACCUGCCCUUCUAGAGAUGAGUGCAACAGAUCAGUUGCUUUUAAGGCAAUCUCACAUGAAGACUAUAUGAAAUUUUUGUAUUACAAGCAUAAUGUAUUACAAAAAUCAUCACUGUAAUAAGUGUUUUGCCAGUUAA
Messenger RNA from Sinocyclocheilus anshuiensis, 1322 nucleotides. RefSeq names its product rab GTPase-activating protein 1-like. NCBI's taxonomy places the organism in Eukaryota, Metazoa, Chordata, Actinopteri, Cypriniformes, Cyprinidae. The coding region runs from base 53 to 991 and encodes 312 amino acids. The transcript is spliced from 8 exons. The record is from RefSeq and is a predicted model, not a curated record.